This is a messenger RNA of Cannabis sativa, 2182 nucleotides long. Its product is annotated as transmembrane 9 superfamily member 2-like. Gene Ontology annotation, cellular component: membrane. Lineage: Eukaryota; Viridiplantae; Streptophyta; Magnoliopsida; Rosales; Cannabaceae. The record is from RefSeq and is a predicted model, not a curated record. The coding region runs from base 192 to 2036 and encodes 614 amino acids. The transcript has 8 exons. Gene Ontology annotation, biological process: protein localization to membrane.
UCACUGCAAAUUUGGAAUCUUCUCUCUUUCUCUCUCUCUCUCUCUCUCUCUCUCUCUCUCUCUCUCUCAAAAUAAAAGUCAAAUCCCACUCAAAAAGUCAACGCAUCACUGAAAAUCCAGACAUGGAUCAAGAUUCUUUCUUACAUUUUCACCAUCUCAAGGGUUCUUAUAUUGAAUACUGAAGCAAAAAAAUGGUGAAGUUUCUGCUUAUUAUUAUUAUUAUUAUUAUUAUUAUUAUCUGUGUUCUAAUAUGUUGUGGAAGUGGAAGCCUAGUGAGAUCUGAUACUGAAAAUCACAGCUAUAAAGCUGGAGAUCCUGUUCCUUUAUAUGUUAAUAAAGUUGGUCCCUAUCAAAAUCCCAGUGAAUCAUACAGCUAUUUUGAUCUACCAUUCUGUCAACCAGAUAAUUUCAAGAAGAAAAAUCGAACUUUGAGUGAGUUGUUGAGUGGAGAUAAUCUCAUCAAGGCUCCAUAUGAACUUGAGUUUUUAGUUGAAAAAAGGCUUGAAAUUGCUUGUUCCAAAACCUUAACAAAGGAAGAAGUUUCUCAGUUUAGAGAAGCAAUCAAAAGAAAUUACUACUUCCAAAUGUACUAUGAUGACUUGCCAAUCUUGGAAUCUAUAGGAGAGAGUUACAACAGAGGCAUUAUUACUGAUAUGGAUAACUACACAUUUAUACUUCACACAUACAUUCAAUUUGAAAUUCUUUUCAACAAGGACCGAGUAAUCGAAAUCAAGAUUCAAUUCAUCCCCGGAUUAGGAAAAGACAUAACUGAGGACAAGGAAAAGUGUGUAGACUUUGUUUACAAUGUAUAUUGGAAGGAAGUUGACACUGCAUUUGACAAGAGAAUGGAGAAGUACUUAGUUGCUCCAUCACGGUGCAAUCACAUCGAGUUCAAUUGGUUUGCAAUUAUAAAUACAUGCGAAUCACUAAUCGUCGCGAUUGGUAUCCUUCUGAAACUUUACUUUCAUGCUCUUAAGAAGGAUUUUUCUGAGAGGUUGCAUUAUAAAGAAUUGAAUAACAAUUACCAACAUGAAAGAAGAUGGAAGUGUAUUCUAGAUGAUGUAUUUACAUUACCAGCUCACAAGUCAUUGCUUGCUGCAGCACUUGGUUCUGGUACUCAAUUGUUUACACUUACCAUGGUCAUUCUCAUACUUGGGGUAAUUGGUAUGUUUUAUCCGUACAACCGAGUACCCUUAUUGACUGCAUUGAUAAUUACAUACACAAUAACUUCUAGUGUUGCUGGAUACACUGCAACUUCAGUUUACUGUUAUUUUGGAGGAACAAACUGGUUGAGGAAUUUACUCCUAACAGGAUGCCUUUUUACUGGACCUCUUCUCUUUACAUUUUGCCUUCUUAACUCAAUAGCCUCUACUUACAAGGCAUCUAUAGCUCUUCCUUUAAACACAAUCAUAAAGUUUGUUCUUGUUUGGAUGUUCUUUGCUACCCCAUUGUAUCUUUUGGGUGGAUUUAUUGGAAAAAGUUCCCAAACUGAGGUUCAAGCUCAAUCCCAAAAUAACAAGGAUGAGCUAAAAGCUUCAUUAACUGGGGUAAAAGCCAGUCGAAAAAUUCUAAAGGUACCGCGGUUCAUGUGUUAUCUUCCUCAGAUGGCAUUGGCUGGGAUAUUUCCUUUUAGUGCGAUUUGCGUUGAGCUUUCGUCAGUGGUUUAUAGCUUGUGGGGUUAUGAGAAUUACACUCAGUACAAGUUUCUGUUUGUAACCUUCAUUCUUCUUCUAAUCAUCACUGCUUUAAUCAAUGUGGGCUUGAUUUGUUGCAAGAUUGUUUCUAAAGAUCACAAAUGGUGGUGGAGGUCAUUUGUGUAUGGUGGAUCAAUUGGAUUGUAUGUUUAUGGGUUUUGCAUACAUUACUUAUUGUAUAAGAGAUCAGAUAUGUUAGGUUCCUUACAACUCUCAUUCUUCUUAGGAUACAUGGCUUGCAUUUGCUAUGCCCUUUUCUUGAUGUUUGGUAGUGUUGGUUUCUUAGCCUCUUAUCUCUUUCUUCGCCAAAUUUACAAUUCUCUUCAUUACUCAAAAACUUGAUAUAGCUGAUGACAUGAGAUGAGAUAAUUGUAUUACAUCUUUUUAUUAUUAUUACUAUUAUUAUUAUGUAUUUUGGUGAGAUAAAUUGAUAGUGUAUUAGGUAUUCGGGGUAUUCAUCCAAUUUAAUUCGUACUAUUUUAUUCAAA